This is a messenger RNA of Formica exsecta, 741 nucleotides long. RefSeq lists its product as uncharacterized. NCBI's taxonomy places the organism in Eukaryota, Metazoa, Arthropoda, Insecta, Hymenoptera, Formicidae. The record is from RefSeq and is a predicted model, not a curated record. The transcript is spliced from 2 exons. Bases 33 to 734 code for a protein of 233 amino acids.
AAGAUGAAACAGCAUGUAAGAAGGAAAUUAAAAUGAUGGUCAAGGAAAUAGUUCGAGAAGAAUUGGGAAUUGUUAAGCAGGAACUGCUAGAAGAGUUGAAAAGAAUGAUACAGGGAGAAGUAUGUGGAGAGAAAAAGAAAGAGAAUGUUAUAAUUAUCAAACCCAAGAUUCAACAAGAGAGUGAAGUUACAAAAAAAUUGAUAAAAGAAAAGGUAGAUAUCAAAAACAUGGCGAUGGGAAUAACGAAGCUAAAAAAAGGAAGCAAGGGGACAGUGAUCAUGGGUUGUGAAACUGGAGAAGAAAUGAAAACGUUGAAAGCCACAAUGCAGGACAAACUAGGAGAAAAUUUCAAAGUUACGGAAUCACCGCAGAUGAAGCACAAAAUAAAAAUUAUCAAUGUCAGCGAAGAAGAAAUGAGAUUGGAUGAUGAUGACUUAAUAACUACAAUCAAGAAGCAGAAUAGAAUUGAUGCAAUAAAUGAUGGAUUCCAAAUGCGAAUAGUGAAGAAAAUAGUUAAAGAAAAAAGAAAUGAUAAUAAUCAACUUAGAAGAAGAGAAAAAGAAGAAGGUUCGAUAAUAAUUGAAGUAGAUGAAGAAACGCAUGAAUUGAUGUUGAAAAAAGAGAAACUAAAUGUAGGAUGGAGAAAAUGUCCUAUAUUCAAUCACAUUAAUGUUAAAAGAUGCUUUAAAUGCUGGGGAUACUAUCAUAUUGCAAAAAAAUUGUACGCGAGAUGAAACAUGC